AUGGGUUCCCGUCGACGUCACACCCUCCUCACCGAUUCCGAAUCGGACUUCUCCGAAUCGGAUAUCUCGAUGAUCGAGUACCCCGGCCGCAAGGUGAGCCAUCGUCACCGCUCCGUCUCGCGGCACCGGCACUUCAGCCCGGAGUACAGCAGCAGCAACGCCUACCUCAGUCCCGUCCUGCACAGCGACGCACAGCAUCAGCAGCAUCUCCACCGGUCCGCCUCGACGGGCGCCCGCCGCCGGCCCGACCGCCACCACCGCGACCACAGUCAGGCCCCCGUGGCCGUCAUCGUCGACGUCAACAACCACAACGACACCAAGUCGGACAACAAGACCGACACGAAGACCGACGCCAAGACCGACUCCCGCAACAAGAGCGCCACCAAGCAACGCAAGGCCGAGCACCGCCUCAGCAACAACUACAACAUCAACGACUACGACGACUCCGAGGAUGAGACGAACCUGCGCGCCCACCGCCGCCGGCCGCGCUCCAGCACCGCCAGCAUCUCCCGCGAGGCGUCCCCGCGCGCCCCCGGCGUCGGGGUCGGGGCGCCGCAGAUGAUCCCCGCGGGCCGCGACCGGGACUUCGAGCUCGUCAUCGAUCAGCGGCUGCUGGAGCGGAACGACGCCCGCCAGGACCUGGAGCUGUUCCGCCAGCAGCAGGAGAUCGAGCGGCUGGAGCGCGAGCUGGCCCGCCACCGCGAGGUCCGCGAGCACCAGCAGGAGUACCGCCCGCACCACGAGGUGCGCAUGCUCAAGGAGGAGGAGGACUGGUACGAGGACGAGAUCAGCGAGCGCCUGCGCCGGCUGGAGCGCUUCGAGAAGAAGCAGCGCAUGGAGGAGGAGCAGCGGCAGGUCGAGCACCGCUACAAGCUGAUCAAGUUCGAGGAGGCCCAGCGCCAGGCCGCCGAGCAGGAGGAGCUCAACCGCAAGAUGCGCCAGAAGCGCCUCGAGGACCUGCAGCGCAAGAUCGACGAGGAGGAGGAGCGCGAGCGCAUCAAGAAGGAGAUCCGCGACGAGGAGGCCCGCCGCAUCCUCGCCGAGCAGGAGCGCGCCCGCAAGGAGGCCGCCAUGAAGCAGGCCGCCAUCGACGAGUGGAAGCUGAACGAGGAACGGCGGAUGAUUGCGGAACGCGAGGAGAAGAGGCGCCGUGAUCACGAAUUCAAGGAGAGAUUGAGACUCGAGUUCGGCUACAAUGAGCACGAGAUUGAGGAGAUCCUCCGAAAGAAGGAGAAGAAAGAGAAGAAAGAGGAGAAAAAGGAAGAAAAGAAGGAGGAGAAGAAGGAAGAGAAGAAGGAAGAGAAGAAAGAGGAGAAGAAGGAGAAGGAGAAGCUCCCGGAGCCUGAGCCACACCAGCGCACCACCUGGAUUAAGGUUCACCGCAAGCAUCUGCUCCCUGAUACACUGAUCGCCUACCGCCUUCCAUGGGACUGGGACGAUCUCGACAGCAACUACAUCAUCAUCAAGCAAUGGAUUUCCGAAGAUUUCCAGGAAGAGCUCUUCGCCCACACGCGGCGCUUGCGCGAAGGCAAGCUCGUCACCCAAACCUCCAGCACCCUCACCGAACUCAAGGUCAACGACAAGAAGAAGAGUGACAAGAUGUACCUUGUGAGGAAGAAGAACCCCGGUGGCCGGGCCUGGAUUCUUACCUGA
This is a messenger RNA of Aspergillus japonicus CBS 114.51, 1653 nucleotides long. RefSeq lists its product as uncharacterized. The coding region runs from base 1 to 1653 and encodes 550 amino acids. Lineage: Eukaryota; Fungi; Ascomycota; Eurotiomycetes; Eurotiales; Aspergillaceae. The transcript has 3 exons. The record is from RefSeq and is a predicted model, not a curated record.